CUUGUGUCCCCUACAGGCUGCCGUACUAACAGCACGUCCUCGUCCACUAACAACGUGUACAGUGUGAACUCCUCUCAGCCUCUGGCCUCCUACAACCUGAGCUCUCUGCCGGCGGGGCCCGGGGCCGGAGCCGGGGCCAUCACCAUGGCUGCUGCUCAGGCUGUCCAGGCCACGGCACAGAUGAAGGAGGGCAGGAGGACGUCCAGUCUGAAAGCGAGCUACGAAGCCAUCAAGAACAACGACUUCCAGCUGGGCCGAGAGUUCACUUUGUCCCGAGAAAACACAGGAUACUCCUCCUCUGCUCUGGCCUCCACCCUCACCCAGACCCUCACCCCCACCACGGCCUCCGAUUCCAGGGGGCGCAAGUCCAAAAGCAGCAUCAAGUCUUCCAACCAUCAGUCCUCUUCAUCGUCCUCCUCUUCCUCUCUGUCGUCAUGCUCCUCAUCAUCAGCACUGGCUCAGGAGCUUUCCCAGCAGGCCUCAGCACUGCCUGAGGCCGAGGCCAACAGCCAGGUGGACUGGACCUACGACCCCAACGAGCCCCGAUACUGCAUCUGUAACCAGGUGUCUUAUGGAGAAAUGGUCGGCUGUGAUAACACGGAUUGCCCCAUCGAGUGGUUCCACUACGGCUGUGUGGGUCUGACCGAGGCCCCCAAAGGGAAGUGGUUCUGUCCUCAGUGUACGGUGGCCAUGAAGAGGAGAGGCAGCCGCCACAAAUAGGACCCCCCCACCCCCCCACCUGUUGGCCAUGUUGGAUUCUGACCUCACCAGGCUGCUCCUCCAGUUCUGAGAUUAAAGUCUUUUUGUUUGUUUCUAUCUUUAAAAACUCACGUCAGGCUUUAGAGGAACUAAACUCUGACUUAUUUAUGAUUUCAUUCUGAUAAUAAUCUGUUUCACUUUAAAUCAUUUGUUUCUUAGAAAGUCAUAAAUAUUUCAGAAUUCACACUUUUGUUUUCCUCUAAAUCCUAAAGAUUGAUAGACUUUAGUUCAUUCAAUAAAUGUUCUCAUGAACACAAUUCAGACUUAAAUCUGACUUCAUUUACACAAAGUUGAGAAUUAAUUUUGAUUUAAUUAAUUAAUCUCAGAGCCGGAGCCUUUCUUCCUCUGUGGUUAGAAAACUACAAACAUGAGCUGUUGGACUACAAGUCCAGAAGAGAAGAAAUCCACUGACCUCAUAAAGAUAACAUCUUCACCAAGAACAUGUCUCUGUCUGUCUGUCUGUCUGUCGACCAGAUGUUUGUUGUUGUUUUUAUCCAGUUAGUUUAUCCAGUUAGUCUUCAGAAGUUUUCAUUAAAUUAAAAGAGAGAAAUAAAGAUUUAACUCCACUGUGUUGCUCAAAGGCUCUGGUUGUCUUGUUUGUGUCCCAGAUGUGUAAAAGAUAAAAGGUCCAAUAAAAUGAUCCAGAUGUUUUGUA
This is a messenger RNA of Anarrhichthys ocellatus (wolf-eel), 1414 nucleotides long. Its product is annotated as inhibitor of growth protein 3-like. The record is from RefSeq and is a predicted model, not a curated record. The annotation marks the transcript as partial. Gene Ontology annotation, cellular component: NuA4 histone acetyltransferase complex. Lineage: Eukaryota; Metazoa; Chordata; Actinopteri; Perciformes; Anarhichadidae. The transcript has 5 exons.